Messenger RNA from Acanthaster planci (crown-of-thorns starfish), 2388 nucleotides. It is a transcript of the gene psmd12, whose product is annotated as proteasome 26S subunit, non-ATPase 12. NCBI's taxonomy places the organism in Eukaryota, Metazoa, Echinodermata, Asteroidea, Valvatida, Acanthasteridae. The record is from RefSeq and is a predicted model, not a curated record. Gene Ontology annotation, cellular component: cytoplasm; proteasome regulatory particle, lid subcomplex.
GACUGAGAUUAGUAAAAUAACCGAACCACGACGCGACGCGUGCAUGCUCAAAACGCAAAAUGGACGGCACAGGAACAGGAGAUGGCAGACUUCAGAAGAUGGAAGUUGAUUAUAGCGAGGCUGUCGACAAGAGAAUCCCUGAAUGUCAGCAGCUUGCAAAGGAUGGCAAGCUGUCUGAAGCGAUAGAGAGUCUGUUGUCCCUGGAAAAGCAGACAAGGACGGCAGCAGACAUGCACUCCACAGCACGGAUCUUGGUAGCCAUCGUCAGCAUGUGUUACGAGGCGAAGGAGUGGGGUCUGUUGAAUGAGAACAUACUCCUUCUGACCAAAAGGCGUAGUCAGCUGAAGCAGGCCGUAGUGAAGAUGGUACAAGAGGCAUGCAGCUACGUUGAAAAAACGCCCGAUUUGGAGACGAAGCUGAAACUAAUAGACACGCUCAGGACAGUCACCGCUGGCAAGAUCUAUGUGGAAAUUGAGCGAGCUCGUCUGACCAUGACACUCGCCAAGAUCAAGGAAGAUCAGGGUGAUAUCACAGAGGCAGCUACCAUCUUACAGGAACUGCAAGUGGAAACAUUUGGCUCCAUGGAGCGCACAGAGAAGGUCGAUUUUAUCCUGGAGCAGAUGCGGUUAUGUCUAACCACCAAGGAUGUCAUCCGUACCCAGAUCAUCAGCAAGAAGAUCAACCCCAAGUUUUUUGACUCCAGUGAAGCAAGUGUGCAGGAGCAGAAGCUGAAGUUCUACCGUCUAAUGAUUGAAGUGGAUCAGCACGAGGGUGCAUACCUGGACAUCUGUAGACAUUACAGAGCUCUUUAUGACACUCCCAUCAUCAAGGAAGACUCCACCAAGUGGAAGGAGAUCCUGAAGCAUGUGAUUCUCUAUCUAGUGUUAGCGCCCUUUGACAAUGAACAAUCUGACCUGAUUCAUAGAGUAGCUGAGGACAAGAAUCUGGAGGAAGUAACCAAAUACAGGGAUCUCCUGAAGUGCUUCACCACCCAAGAGCUGAUGAGGUGGCAGCAGGUGUGCGCCAUCUAUGAGCAGGAGCUCAAGCAGGGCUCGGCCGACAGCUCGCCCACAAACGUCUUCAGUGAGACUGACCAGGGUAAACAGCGCUGGAAUGACCUCAGAAACAGGGUAGUGGAACACAAUAUCCGGGUUAUGGCCAAGUACUAUGUUCGCAUUACACUGACGAGGAUGGCACAACUAUUAGAACUUGAUGAAAGUGAGGCUGAGGAGUUCCUCUCCAAUCUAGUCAUCAAGAAAACCAUCUAUGCCAAGGUGGAUCGUCUGGCUGGCAUCGUCAACUUCUCUCCCGCCAAAGAUCCCAACGAGAUCUUGAACAGCUGGUCCAUGAAUCUAAACGAACUGAUGCAGCUGGUCAACAAGACCACGCAUCUCAUUAACAAGGAAGAGAUGCUUCACCAGUUCAACCGUUAGCCAAGUCAUGGCUGUCCCAGUCAUCUUCAACUUGUCACUGGUUGUGUGACAGGCACAUUGGAGGGUUCACGUCAUCAACAACAAAGAGAUACAGUAUAUGUACACCUACUCGUCAAAGCGUGGAGUCUUUGUCAUUUUGUCUUGGUCAUUUUGUUUUUCACCUGAUCAGCCUGAAGUGUCGACUUUGUCUUUAUGUUUCUGUUAGCAUGCAGUGAAGUAGUGUUGUAUUCGAGUCCAUUUUCAAGUCCCAACAAGUCCCUGUAUUAAAGUUCAUCACAAGUCAUUCAGCCUGCUCACAAGUUAUUCCAAUGAGUUUUGGCAAAAGCAUCCUUUUGUCAUUGUUCACCCUGUUACUUACGACUGGCCUUGUGAAAGGACGUGUGCUAGACGCAAACACGACACUGCACUGUAGUUGACAGGCCGAAGGUAACGAUUUUCGGUCUACUUUGUGGUCAACAGAUGUUGCGGUGUUGAUGGUGACUUUCAGACAGAAUUCCUCUCAGUGUAAACUAAAAUUAGUUUUUUUGAGUCCUGAGGUGAAAUGGUCUUUUUUCUCCAACCGGCCUGGCAUCCUUCCAGCAUAAAGGGGAGUCUCUCAUUUUGCUGUCAUUAAGUCACGGAUGUAUGUCCUCUCUGCUCAGUGUUCAAUAAAGCCUCAUUUAUUUAGACUAACUUGACAGAUUUGAUGACCUCCUUCGCAGUCUUUGCCUCAGAAUCUAACAAUUUCCAGAGGAGCAAAAACCAGCUGCCGGAAAGCGAAACGUUUUAAUGCAGUUUUCUUGCAGUGGAACUCCUAUAGAAAUUUCUCCAUGUUGCCUAUCACCUCUUGUUCCAAUUACAUUUUAUUAUCUUGAAUUGAUUCUCCGUUGAUGUUUUUUCCUGUUAGACACACAUGCGCGUUGAAGGUAUACUUUCUAUACAGAUUAAACAGCCACGUAUAUUGUGGGAAAAUGUA